Molecule: messenger RNA, 1164 nt
Organism: Elephantulus edwardii (Cape elephant shrew)
Lineage: Eukaryota; Metazoa; Chordata; Mammalia; Macroscelidea; Macroscelididae
Gene: GPRC5B
Product: G protein-coupled receptor, class C, group 5, member B
Exons: 3
Coding region: 1-1164 (387 amino acids)
Biological process (GO): G protein-coupled receptor signaling pathway
Cellular component (GO): plasma membrane; signaling receptor complex; extracellular exosome
Molecular function (GO): G protein-coupled receptor activity; protein kinase binding; protein kinase activator activity
Source: RefSeq, a predicted model, not a curated record
AUGAGAACCCACCACGCCUUCGCCUUCCUGCUGCUUUUCGUCAUUGCCUCCGGGGCCUCGGAGAACGCCAGCACGUCCCGGGGCUGCGGCCUGGACCUCCUGCCCCAGUACGUGUCCCUGUGCGACCUGGACACCAUCUGGGGCAUCGUGGUGGAGGCGGUGGCCGGGGCGGGCGCCCUGAUCACGCUGCUGCUGAUGCUCAUCCUGCUGGUGCGGCUGCCCUUCAUCAAGGACAAGGAGAAGCGGGAGCCCGUGGGCCUCCACUUCCUCUUCCUGCUGGGCACGCUGGGCCUGUUCGGGCUGACGUUCGCCUUCAUCAUCCGUGAGGACGAGACCAUCUGCUCGGUGCGCCGCUUCCUCUGGGGCGUCCUGUUCGCGCUCUGCUUCUCGUGCCUGCUGAGCCAGGCGUGGCGCGUGCGCAGGCUGGUGCGGCGCGGCAAGAGCCCGUCGGGCUGGCAGCUGGUGGGCCUGGCGCUGUGCCUGAUGCUGGUGCAGGUCAUCAUCGCCGUCGAGUGGCUGGUGCUGACGGUGCUGCGCGACGCCAAGCCGGCCUGCGCCUACGAGCCCAUGGACUUCGUGAUGGCCCUCAUCUACGACAUGGUACUGCUGGUGGCCGCCCUGGCGCUGGCCCUCUGCGCGCUCUGUGGCAAGUUCAAGAAGUGGAAGCAGAACGGCGUCUGCAUCGCGGUCACCGCUUUCCUCUCCGUGCUCAUCUGGGUGGCCUGGAUGACCAUGUACCUGUUUGGCAACGCCGAGCUGCGGCAGGGAGAGACCUGGGGGGACCCCACCUUGGCCAUCACCCUGGUGGCCAGCGGCUGGGUCUUCGUCAUCUUCCACGCCAUUCCUGAGAUCCACUGCGCCAUCCUCCCGGCCCCGCAGGAGAACACGCCCAACUACUUCGACACGUCGCAGCCCAGGAUGCGGGAGACGGCCUUCGAGGACGACGUGCAGCUCCCGCGGACCUACAUGGAGAACAAGGCCUUCUCCAUGGACGAGCACAAUGCAGCUCUGCGGACGGCAGGAUUUCGCAAUGGCAGCCUUGGUAGCCGCCCCAGCGCCCCGUUCAGAAGCAACGUGUACCAGCCCACUGAGAUGGCCGUUGUGCUCAAUGGCGGGACUAUUCCAACCGCUCCGCCAAGUUACACGGGAAGACACCUCUGGUGA